GAUGCAAAGUUUAGUAGAUCAAAAUACAGAUUGUUUAGGGGAAUAUUUGAAUUUACAACUCACUGAAAUUGAAAUGCUCCAGUCCAUGUUUGAGGAAGGGAAAGAAAUCUGUGUAGAUCACGAUACAUUAGCUCAAGCACAGGAAUACCUUGUAGGUAACAGGAAGUUAAAACCGAAUAAACUGAAAUUAAAUCUGAGACUUUUCAUUAAAAAUGAUGAUGUUGAUAGCUUACUAGUGAACUUCAGUUUACCUCACGAAUAUCCCAAGGAACUUCCUGAAGUUGAUCUCAAAUGCGAUUCUUUCAGAAGAGAAUCACAAAAACAGAUAAACGAUUUGCUAAAUGUCUUUUUGACCACCUUGGAAAAAGGAGAAGAGUGUAUUGUCACCAUAAUUCAAUGGCUACAAGAAAACUGGCCCGAAUUCUUUGAAAAACAGCUCACCUUUGGAAGGAUGACAAAAAAUGAGACAGAAUCAAAACAAGAUAAUCAUGAACAAAAUAUGUGCAGAACAUGGCUGUACAUGCAUCAUAUAUACAGCAAGACAAAAAGGAAACAUAUACUUGAUUGGGCACAUGAGUCAAAGCUGACAGGUUUUUCUCUACCAGGUAAACCAGGAGUUGUCUGUAUUGAAGGUGAUUCUAGGGACACAGAAGAGUAUUUUGCUCGCUUGCGUCGACUUAAUUGGAAGAAGAUUCAAUGUCGACACAAGGAAGAAAAGAUUAAGGAACGAAGGUUUUCUCAAUUCAAGGAAAUAAUUUUUCAGAUCCAUGGAAGUGGUGAUAAUAGGAUGGAUUUCGGGGAAUUUUUCCAAUAUCUUUUGGACCAUAAUUUGGGUGACAUUUUCAAAAUUCUGUUUGGAAUUGAGGGUAAACUGAACAGUAAAUAAAGAUUUGAAUAAAAUUACAAUAGUUGUGUUCACAGGGAACUAAAAAUGAAGAAUUUACUUUCAUACACAAUAAAUUGCAUUACAUAUUGAG
This is a messenger RNA of Xenia sp. Carnegie-2017, 977 nucleotides long. Its product is annotated as RWD domain-containing protein 2B-like. Lineage: Eukaryota; Metazoa; Cnidaria; Anthozoa; Malacalcyonacea; Xeniidae. The transcript has a single exon. Bases 2 to 886 code for a protein of 294 amino acids. The record is from RefSeq and is a predicted model, not a curated record. Gene Ontology annotation, molecular function: protein binding.